AUGAGUUCAAAUAAAAAGGAAGAAACUAAAGAAGAUAGUAAAAAGUCAAAUUCUGAAGUCGAUGACACGAUCACCAUUGAAAAUGACAACGUGGCAACGACGAUUGAGUCAAAGAACGCGAUAUUACAUGAAAAAAUAUUCAAACCUGCAGAUUCGUAUCUAACUGAACUUCUACAGAACGUGCACAUACAAACUUUAUAUAAUAUAUUCGUUGUUGCGGCCUUUUACCUAUUGACCUACACAAUAUGUCACGAUUAUUUUACUGAGGCAAAAAUAUAUCUUGGUUGGCGCACGAUUGUGCCAGGCUUUAGAGGUCUCCCAUAUGCACUUGGCUGUUGGUUUCUGCUACAUUUCAUGGCGCUGCUGGUCUAUUUCGGCGUCUGUUUAUGGACGAAGACACACACUUUUGGAGUGAAAGGCGCUUUCCCUUUAUGUUUAAAUGCAGCCUUCCUAACACUCUGCAUCACAACUCUGUUCUUAACUUUUUCCUUAUGCGCACUCUGCACGCUACACUAUCAGUUCCGUUUGGGCUGUGGCCUGGCUCUACUUAUGGAAAGCACACGUCUCAUUAUGAAAAUGCACGCAUUCGUACGCUCAACAAUUGGCCGAACAGCCGAUCCAACGCCUACGUCUAAUGCUCCUUUAAAUGUGGCGGAUCUAUCUCAUUACAUUUAUUUUUUAUUUGCACCAGUUUUGGUAUAUCGCACCUCGUAUCCGCGCAAUUCUACGCCAAUACGUUGGAGUUUUGUGGGGGCGCGUAUUUUUGAAAUUUUAUUUUGUUGCUUUUACUGCACUUUUUUCUAUGAACAGUUUAUUGGACCUUAUUAUAGGCAGUUUGGCGCUACACCGCUGCAAUGGUCCUAUGUCAUAGAAUCUUUUCAUGGCAUGAUUUUACCUUCGACAAUGUGCUUGGUAAUCUUCAUUUACAUGUUACUGUAUUCGAUACAAAAUCUCUUUGCUGAGCUAAUGCACUUCAGCGAUCGGCGGUUCUACACAAAUUGGUGGACAGCAACCAAUUGUCGAGAGUUCUUCAUCAAGUGGAAUUGCUUGGUGCAGGAUUGGUUGUACGAGUAUGUCUACAAGGAUUGCUUCAACUAUGUGUACUCCAAUCGGUUAUUCUGUUCUUUUACAGUUAUCACGAUUUCCGCUGUAAUGCAUGAAAUCAUCAUCGGCAUGUCGCUACAAUUGUUCUUACCCAUUAAUUAUAUUUGUUUUGGUAUUAUUAGUUUUAUACUUAUGUACAUACCGUUACGCGGCCGAAUCGGCAAUUUGAUUUUAUGGCUUUUUAUUCUAGUCGGCAUGUCAUUACAGUUUUGUCUGUAUAGCAUGGAGUUCUUUGCGAAAGUUAAUUGUCCAAAGAGUUUGAAUAGUAGUCUUGUGGAGAAACUUGUACCGCACAUAUGGACGUGUAUUCAAAUUCGAAACUGAAGUGCAUACGAGGGGACUAACGAAAGUGCGCUAAGGUUACCACAAAAAAAAAAUCUUCUUGUAUUUAUUGGUAAUCUUUGUGCUUUUUUAUCUUCUC
Molecule: messenger RNA, 1525 nt
Organism: Ceratitis capitata (Mediterranean fruit fly)
Lineage: Eukaryota; Metazoa; Arthropoda; Insecta; Diptera; Tephritidae
Product: sterol O-acyltransferase 1-like
Exons: 3
Coding region: 1-1428 (475 amino acids)
Biological process (GO): cholesterol metabolic process
Cellular component (GO): endoplasmic reticulum membrane
Source: RefSeq, a predicted model, not a curated record